This is a messenger RNA of Mesitornis unicolor (brown roatelo), 2695 nucleotides long. It is a transcript of the gene ATP6V1A, whose product is annotated as ATPase, H+ transporting, lysosomal 70kDa, V1 subunit A. The record is from RefSeq and is a predicted model, not a curated record. The transcript is spliced from 15 exons. Gene Ontology annotation, molecular function: proton-transporting ATPase activity, rotational mechanism; ATP hydrolysis activity; ATP binding. Gene Ontology annotation, biological process: proton transmembrane transport; ATP metabolic process. Lineage: Eukaryota; Metazoa; Chordata; Aves; Mesitornithiformes; Mesitornithidae. Bases 111 to 1964 code for a protein of 617 amino acids. Gene Ontology annotation, cellular component: proton-transporting V-type ATPase, V1 domain; lysosomal membrane.
GGACAAUUAUUUUGUAAGUGGCGCUGCAUAACUGCUGAAUUCUGGCUUUGCUUCAUUGGGCCUGUGGAUUUUUGUUACUCCUUUUCUGCAAAAUAAGUUGAACAGGCAAAAUGGACUUCUCAAAGCUACCCAAAAUCCGUGAUGAGGACAGAGAGGCUUUAGUUGGCUAUGUCCAUGGAGUCUCGGGACCUGUGGUCACGGCAUGCAACAUGGCAGGUGCUGCUAUGUAUGAGCUGGUACGAGUAGGCCACAGUGAACUGGUGGGGGAGAUUAUCCGACUGGAAGGUGAUUUGGCAACUGUCCAGGUGUACGAAGAAACCUCUGGUGUCUCUGUAGGAGAUCCUGUACUUCGUACUGGCAAACCCUUGUCAGUGGAGCUAGGGCCUGGCAUUAUGGGAGCUAUUUUUGAUGGUAUCCAGAGGCCUCUCUCGGACAUAAGCACUCUGACCAAAAGUAUCUAUAUCCCUAGAGGUGUCAACGUGUCAGCUUUGAGCCGAGACAUCAAAUGGGACUUCACGCCUUCCAAAAAUCUGCGGGUUGGCAGCCACAUCACUGGUGGAGAUAUUUAUGGUGUGGUGAACGAAAACUCCCUUAUCAAACACAAAAUCAUGCUGCCCCCACGGAACAGGGGUACAGUUACAUACAUCGCUCCACCAGGAAACUACGACACUUCAGAUGUUGUCCUAGAGCUGGAGUUUGAAGGUGUGAAGGAGAAGUUCACUAUGGUCCAGGUCUGGCCUGUACGUCAAGUCCGUCCUGUUACUGAGAAGUUACCAGCCAAUCAUCCUUUAUUAACUGGUCAGCGGGUCCUGGAUGCCCUCUUCCCGUGUGUACAAGGGGGUACAACAGCGAUUCCUGGGGCAUUCGGUUGUGGGAAGACUGUGAUCUCGCAGUCUCUCUCAAAAUACUCCAACAGCGAUGUCAUCAUUUAUGUAGGCUGUGGAGAACGAGGAAAUGAAAUGUCUGAAGUACUGAGAGAUUUCCCUGAGUUAACAAUGGAAGUUGAUGGGAAGAUAGAAAGCAUCAUGAAGAGAACAGCUCUGGUAGCAAAUACCUCCAACAUGCCUGUGGCUGCCAGAGAAGCCUCUAUCUAUACUGGAAUCACCCUGUCCGAGUAUUUCCGGGACAUGGGCUACCAUGUCAGUAUGAUGGCAGACUCUACUUCCCGAUGGGCUGAGGCCCUCAGAGAAAUCUCAGGGCGACUGGCUGAAAUGCCAGCUGACAGUGGUUAUCCAGCCUACCUUGGUGCCCGUCUAGCCUCUUUCUAUGAGCGAGCUGGCAGAGUGAAGUGUCUGGGAAAUCCUGAAAGGGAAGGCAGCGUCAGCAUUGUUGGAGCGGUGUCUCCCCCAGGUGGUGACUUCUCUGAUCCUGUCACAUCUGCUACACUGGGCAUUGUUCAGGUUUUCUGGGGCCUGGAUAAGAAGCUGGCACAACGCAAGCACUUCCCCUCUGUCAACUGGCUGAUCAGUUACAGCAAAUACACGCGUGCCCUGGAUGAGUACUACGACAAGCAUUUUACAGAGUUUGUCCCUCUCAGGACAAAGGCCAAAGAGAUCCUACAGGAGGAAGAGGACCUUGCAGAGAUUGUGCAGCUUGUGGGGAAGGCUUCCUUGGCAGAAACAGAUAAAAUUACCUUGGAGGUUGCCAAGCUGAUAAAAGACGACUUCUUGCAACAGAAUGGUUAUACGCCUUAUGACAGGUUCUGCCCUUUCUAUAAAACAGUGGGAAUGCUUUCCAAUAUGAUUGCAUUUUAUGACAUGGCACGCCGUGCCGUAGAAACCACAGCCCAGAGUGACAAUAAGAUCACGUGGUCCAUCAUCCGAGAGAACAUGAGCGAAAUCCUCUACAGACUUACCUCCAUGAAAUUCAAGGACCCUGUGAAGGAUGGUGAAACAAAAAUCAAGGCGGACUAUGCUCAGCUGUUUGAGGAUAUGCAGAAUGCAUUUCGCAGUCUGGAAGACUAGACUCGACCUCUGUGACCACUCCAGUUUGUCCUCUCAAUUCCUCAUCUCAACUCCUCUGCUUCCCUACCUUACAAGAGUGAUGCAACAGUACUUGAGUUGACAAAUAGCCCCAUGUUUCCCCUGUUCAUACUCAGAGUGUCCUUACAAAACAUUCCUCUUAGUUUGUGUUUGGCAUUGCUUUGCAUGUCUGAAAUGGUGAGUGAUGUGUGAAUGGGCCUGGCUGAGUGAGGAAAUGCUGUUGUACACUUCUAGGGUGGGAAAAAUUUCACCUUCCCUCUCCCAGCUCUCUUAGUAACCGGUCUUUCACCUUGGGAUGUACCCAGUUGAGCUGUACCAGCAGAGGAGGUGUAGAUCUUAAUGUCAUCUCGCGGUACAUUCUGAGCUGGCAGUGGUAAGGGCAUUUACAUCUGGCACUUUGCUAAGUGACUAUCAUGACACAGAACUCCCUAUUCUCAAACAGAACUUUUCUCCAUAUUCUGAUGACAUGUUGAUACAACCAAAAAUUGUUCACUACUCUGUCCCUUCUGCAAGCCUCAGCUGAGUCUGUUGCUACUGAAAUGUGGUAAUUCUAGAUCUUCCCAAGAAAGGACUAACUAGAAGAUGAGCAGCACGUACAAGCGGCCAGUAUACUUUUGUGCACUGGAGAAAUAUAAUUUUAUUUUCCUAUUUAAUGCAGAUAGGACUGUUGGACUCAGCAUCAGCUAAAAUCAAAGCCAUAGGUGCUCAGCUUC